AUGUUGGUUGGCAACAUCUAUGUCAUUGCGGGCAUCGCCGUCGUCGGCGGUGCCCUCUUUGGGUUUGAUAUCUCUUCCAUGUCUGCUCAGCUGAACGAAAACUCCUACAAAUGUUACUUUAACCAAGGCCCUCAGGGUCCUCCAUUCACCGACGAUCCAGACUGCUCCGGCCCCGAAUCGUUGGUUCAAGGAGGGAUCACCGCCUCCAUGUCUGCUGGCUCUUGGCUGGGCGCGUUGAUUUCCGGUCCGUUGUCUGAUCGCAUUGGCCGAAAGACUUCAAUCAUGGCCGCUUGCUCUCUUUGGAUAAUUGGGUCCACGAUCAUGUGCGCCUCGCAGAACAUUGGCAUGCUCAUUGUGGGCCGCAUCUUCAACGGUCUCUGUGUCGGUAUCGAAUCUGCCCAGGUCCCAGUGUACAUCAGUGAAAUCUCGCCGCCGUCGAAACGAGGUCGGUUUGUUGGUGUCCAACAAUGGGCCAUCACAUGGGGCAUUCUUAUCAUGUUCUAUAUCUCGUAUGGAUGUUCCUACAUCGGUGAUCGGUCCGCCUUUGGAUAUAGCACCGCAGCGUGGAGAAUCCCUUGGGGUCUGCAGAUGAUUCCCGCCGUUUUCCUCUGCCUGGGUAUGAUGAUUCUCCCGGAGUCCCCGCGAUGGCUGGCCCGAAAGGACCGUUGGGAAGAAUGCCAAACCAUCCUGGCAAAGGUCCACUGCAAGGGAGACAUGAACCACCCAUUUGUUGCGCUUGAAAUGCAGGACAUCCGGGAGAUGUGUGACUUUGAACGCCAGUUCAAGAAUGUCACGUACUUGGACCUCUUCAAGCCAAGAAUGUUGAACCGCACCAUCAUCGGCCUUUUUAUGCAGAUCUGGUCCCAGUUGACCGGCAUGAACGUCAUGAUGUACUAUAUUACAUAUGUCUUCUCGAUGGCAGGCUACUCUGGAGAUUCAAACCUCCUAGCCUCUUCCAUUCAAUACAUCAUCAACGUGCUCAUGACCCUCCCCGCUCUGAUCUGGUUAGAUCGCUGGGGCCGACGGCCGACCUUGCUGAUCGGAGCGGUACUAAUGGCCACUUUCAUGUACGCCAAUGGUGCCAUCAUGGCCGUACACGGUGAGGUCGUGCCCGGAGGUAUCGACGGAGUCGCCCAGCAGUCGAUGAGAUUACACGGCGCGGCAGCUAAAGGAUUGAUCGCAUGUACCUAUCUCUUCGUGGCAUCCUAUGCCCCAACCUGGGGCCCUGUCAGCUGGACCUACCCGCCAGAGCUGUACCCCAUGCGUCUCAGAGGUAAAGGUGUUGCCUUGUCAACGUCCGGAAACUGGGCUUUUAAUACCGCGUUGGGUCUGUUCACUCCCCCUGCGUUUGCCAACAUUCGCUGGCAGACGUAUAUCAUCUUCGGCGUGUUCAACACCGCUAUGCUCAUACAUGUGUACUUCUUCUUCCCCGAGACGGCCGGUAAGACGCUGGAGGAGACUGAGGCUAUGUUCGAGGAUCCCAAUGGCAUCAAAUAUAUCGGCACACCGGCAUGGAAGACACGGGUAACGACGGGGCGGAUUCAGCAAUUGGAGAGAGGUAAUGUCGAGGGUCUCGAGUCGAAGGCGCAGCAAGAACCGGCGGCUCGGGAGGUCGAAGUGACUCAACCGGAGCAGAAGACGGCAUCGUAG
This is a messenger RNA of Aspergillus pseudotamarii, 1650 nucleotides long. RefSeq names its product sugar porter family MFS transporter. Gene Ontology annotation, biological process: carbohydrate transport; transmembrane transport. NCBI's taxonomy places the organism in Eukaryota, Fungi, Ascomycota, Eurotiomycetes, Eurotiales, Aspergillaceae. Gene Ontology annotation, molecular function: carbohydrate:proton symporter activity. The coding region runs from base 1 to 1650 and encodes 549 amino acids. The record is from RefSeq and is a predicted model, not a curated record. The transcript has 4 exons. Gene Ontology annotation, cellular component: membrane.